GAGUUAGAGGCAGUGUAUCCGCCAUUUACAGUUGGGAGGAAGAACGUGUCUAUUUUCGAGCUGAGAGAUUCGCUUGAUUUACUCGCUUUGCCCCCCUCCCCCGUUCUGUGUGGGGGGCUCGGGCUUGGAUCUACGAUACUUGUUCGUUAAGGAAACCAGUUGGGGAUAUUUUUUAUUUGAAAAGUCGAUUCUAGUGUAAGAGGAAGAGAAGAAGCCGGGAUGUUACGUAUGUGGACAGCUCUGCAGUGAGCCUCUCCCCCGGCAGAUCGACCUUACCCUGGGGUUUUCUAUUGUUGCAGCAUCCCGGCCUAGUCCAUCUGGCAGCCUGCACUUCUGUUGGUUAUUUGAAUUUUGCUGACUUUUUUUAAAAAAACCAUGGGCAUCGCAUCCAUUUUGAAAGCUUGAAAGAGCAGAACCUUAUGGCAUCGACGGGGCAGUCGUGGCGUUGUAUAUCAUCUGUGCUUAAAAAAACCGACGCAUUUCCAUAACCGUGGAAUUGUUCUAGUGGGGGAACAGAAACUAGCAGCAUCGCUGAAAGGGAUUGUUGCGUUGAUUGUCCUUUUUUUUUUGUUCUGGCCGUUUUUAAGUAUUAUUUUUGGAGUUAAUUCGGGAAUAAGGAACUGUUUUGGCCUUGUUUAUAUCGGUUGGAUUUUCAUUUUCAUUUUAAAUUUCUUUAUCGCCCUUUUGCGAAAUGAAGACUGGAUGAAAAUUGUUCGAAAUUUUUAAUUAAGGAUGGAUGGAUCACAUCAGAUGGUCCAUGUUUAUGUCGCUGCGUUGCAAUUGAUUGAGUUGGACAAUAUUGCGUAUCUCAUUUUUUAUACCGGAACGCUUCAGUUCCAGGGACCCGACUCUUUGCACAAACAUAGCAGGCAGUUAUUUUGACUCCUCAAAGAAAAUCAGGUUGCGUUUGUCUCUACGCGUAAUUGGUACUUUUUAUUGCAUUUCAACCAUUCGACCGGCAGUGUGCUUCGCGUUGAAAUCUUGUUCGAAGAGAAACCACUGAAUUCUUUUGGGGAAGUCUUUUGGGAAUCGAGUUUUUGUGGAAAUGUCGGAAAACGCAGACAAUGUUGGGUCAUUAUUGCGCCCCCCUAAAAAUGGUACCAAUUCUAGUUCAGAUACGACAAUAGGGGAGCGUUUUGGAGUAAGUUUGAGGAAAAAAGAAGAGUUUAAGGCUCUUAGGAGGCGGCGACAUACUAUGGAUAAGGACAGCAAAGCAGAGCACCAACGUUUUAUCAGGAGAAGUGUGAUCUGUGAUUCCAACGUUACAGCGUUGGACCAUCUGCCCAGUAAGACAUGUAUUAUCGUUUCGCCACCCGAAUCGGAUAAUGCAGCUUCAUUAAUAAGCAGUAUUACUAUUAAUAACGAAGCGCAACCUCCUGUACAAGCUACGACAGUUGACUCGGUCACUGCGGCAAUUCCUGUUUUUGCUGGAGAAAAAUGUGAAAAGUGCGUUGAUGGCAAUACGAAGGACGGAAGCACAGUCGCUGGAAUUGGCGAUGAACGACCUAGGGCUACCGUUCGUUCACUCGAUGCCGAUGUCUGCAACCACGCAGGGACUACAACCAGUAGCAGCAAAGACAGAAAAAAACAAAAAACUGUUCCAAUUAAAGAGGAAACCGAGUUGAAAGUUAACGAUGAUGACAGUUCAGAGAGCAAAGAAGCGGAAGAGGCAAAAAGUCAAGAGAGGAAGGCACAAGAAGAUAAUGAAGAAAUAGAGACUAAGGCUGUGGCAACCUCCCCUGAUGGGAGGUUUUUGAAGUUUGAUAUAGAAAUUGGGAGAGGUUCUUUCAAAACCGUCUAUAAAGGUCUAGACACAGAAACUACAGUGGAAGUAGCUUGGUGUGAAUUGCAGGAUCGAAAGUUGUCCAAGUCAGAAAGGCAAAGGUUUAAAGAAGAAGCUGAAAUGUUAAAGGGCUUGCAGCAUCCAAACAUAGUCAGAUUUUAUGACUCUUGGGAAUCAACUUUAAAGGGAAAGAAAUGCAUAGUAUUGGUGACAGAGCUGAUGACAUCGGGUACUCUGAAAACUUAUUUGAAGAGAUUUAAGAUAAUGAAAAUCAAAGUGCUUCGAAGUUGGUGUCGUCAAAUUUUGAAGGGUCUUCAUUUUCUUCAUACUCGUACACCACCCAUCAUACAUCGAGAUUUGAAAUGUGACAACAUCUUCAUUACAGGCCCUACUGGAUCAGUUAAAGUUGGGGAUCUUGGCCUAGCUACACUAAAAAGGGCAUCAUUCGCAAAAAGUGUGAUAGGUACCCCUGAGUUCAUGGCUCCAGAGAUGUACGAAGAAAAAUAUGACGAGUCUGUUGAUGUUUACGCUUUUGGGAUGUGUAUGCUAGAGAUGGCAACCUCAGAAUACCCAUACUCGGAAUGCCAGAAUGCUGCUCAGAUCUAUCGUAGAGUAACCAGUGGUGUGAAACCAGCCAGCUUUGACAAGGUAGCAAUCCCUGAAGUUAAAGAAAUAAUUGAAGGAUGUAUUCGCCAGAAUAAAGAUGAACGGUAUGCAAUCAAGGACCUAUUGAGCCAUGCCUUCUUUCAGGAAGAUACUGGUGUUCGUGUAGAGUUGGCAGAAGAAGAUGAUGGAGAAAAGCUUGCAAUUAAGCUUUGGCUACGAAUUGAAGAUAUUAAGAAACUUAAAGGAAAGUAUAAGGAUAAUGAAGCCAUAGAAUUCUCAUUUGACUUGGAAAGAGAUGUUCCGGAGGAUGUGGCUCAGGAAAUGGUGGAAUCUGGAUUUGUAUCUGAAGGAGAUCACAAGACCAUGGCUAAAGCCAUUAAAGAUCGUGUAUCUCUGAUCAAACGGAAACGAGAACAGCGCCAGUUGGUUAGAGAAAAACAGGAAAAGUUAGAGGAACAGCAGAAGAAGCAUGAUUCAUUGCAGCACCAGAAAACUCAACAAGGAGCCAGUAUAUCUCAAACUGGAGGGGGACAUCCUUCCCAAUUAUCUGCCACGGCACUUCCUUCUGCCCUUACUGGAGCUCUACCAACCCAAGUUGAACCAGAAGAGCCUGAAGCAGAUCAACAUCGUUUGCAGUACCAGCCGGCUGGAAACUCUGUUACAUCUGAUGGCACGUUUGACAGUGGCCAGAGUUCAUCUGGAUUUUCAGAUUCUCAUGGCAGUCAAACUGUUGGCUAUGGUUCUGCUCAAGAACCGCAUAUUUCAAGUCAGACUCCUCCAAGUAUCCAGGCAGCAUCACAACAGCAUGGCCAUCAGCAUUCUACAGGGCAGUCCCCAUCUCUAGUGCAUCCUUGUGGGGGAGUUCCAUCACAACCAGAGACUGUUUCAUAUCCACCUAUUCCUGAAAGACCAUUUUCUUUCUCUCCACCACCAAGUUUUUCUCUGAAAGUUGCUAAUUCUCAACGCCGCAAAAGUACUUCCAUCCUGGAAGCUCAUACUCACCAUUUUCAGCCAAUACUAAGGACUGUAGGCCAAAAUGCUUUCUCUGCUGAUGAUUUUACAAAUCGGAAUUCUGAAAGCUCAGCUGUUAAGGGCUUCGUUGCUCAUCGAUCCACCAGUGAACCAAUCCAUAUUGAAGGCCAAGUGCAACUAGAACAAAGUCAAGCCUUUGAAAACAAGUUAAGUUUGAGUCAGCUUGAGGAAAAAGUGUAUCCAUGUUGUAUGCAAUUACAGCAAACUUCACAGGAUCCAUAUGAAGUUGUAACUUGCAACAACCUUUCAGCUUGCGCAUUUCCUUUGCAUCAAAGUCCAGCAGAAGUAAACCUAAAGCAUCAGCAGAUUUAUUCCCAGCCCUUGGGUUGUGAGGAAUCCCUGAGUGGUCAAAAUUUGUUGUCAUGCCCACGACAAAGCCUAAUCGGUCAUGUGCCUCAAAUAAUGCAGAUGGCUUCUUCUAAAGUACCAGCUCAAGUUUCAAACUUAGCUUCUCAUUUUCCACUGGCCCAAGACAUGAUGCAAAAGCAUGGACAGCAUUGCAGGAUUGGAGAGCCACAGGCAAUGUUUCCACUGCCAACUAAAGUAUUUCUCCCAGUACAGGAUGGUAAAGAUGCUCAAUGUGAACCUGCAAUGACUAGCAUUGUUUCAAGAAAUACUGUUGGAACUAUGAAUACAAUGCUAACUGUUCAACACUUGACUGCCCCUCAGUCUGCACCACCUAUCCUUACACAGGUAAAUGAGGGCAGAACUGGAUCAAUCUUUGAAUUUCAAGUUCCUGCAGUGCAGAUGGAAGGUAGUGGCAUCCACGUUCCCCUUCCAUCAUUAACUCAGAGAGUUUACCGAAAUCGAAGGGCUUCAGUCGAUUUAAGCUUAGAGGACAGUCAAGGGACUGGAUUGUACAGCAGGCUUCAACCAGUGACUGAAGAACAGGUGGUUUAUUUUAGUUCUGAUGCUCUGUUGUUGCCGAGUGAUUUCCUGCAAAGCAGACGGCCUACGUCAGAAGAAUUUGCUCAGCAUCUUAGUCCGCAGUGUUCAAGUGACUCUGGUCAAUCAACUUCCUCGGAGACCAGAGAGUUCCAGUCACCACCACCUUUUGGAUUCCUGAUGCCAUUCUCCAGUUUAGCAUUGUAUUGUGAGCAACAGCAGGUUUUGCCAAAACAUGGCAUGCAUUAUGAAACGUUGCAAGGUGUGCCUGUUUCAAUAGCUUCACAACCACCCAUGUUAAAGCAGUUCAACACUGAGUCCUUUCCGACAACUUCAGGGACAGCUGGCUUGUAUCAGCAACUCAUGGAAGGAUCCUGGCCCCAUCCUGUUACAUUCCAGCAGAACUUUGCAGUGGAUCACAGUUCUGCAGAUGGACAGAAUCUACCUUUGCAGGUGCAAAUGCAGAGCCAGCCGCCACCUACCAGUCUUCCUCUAACUGUGUCAAAUCAGGCAGCCCCGCAACCACCUCCAGGAUCCAUGCAGCAGACAAACAAGACGGUACCGCAGCAGUCUGUGCAAUAUUCAGUUCCGCAGAUGGCAUCCAGUGGCUCGGUUCCAAGUCAAAUAGUUCCUCAGCCCCAAGCUCUGCCUAUCAGUCAAAUGCAUGCUGCUCAGCAGGGUCCUACUUCAUCACAGAAUUACUCCUCCCAGUUGCCGGUUAUUACUCCAAGCCCUGUAAAGUCUUCUGGAGGUGUCCAGUCCACUGUAGUCUCACCUCCACUUCCAGUUUCUAUAGAUGUUGCAUCUCAGCCUGUUACACAAGCAUCGUAUCAUGUUGGUCUUGCUGCAGUCAUGGCUCAAACCUAUAUUGAAUCUACAGCACCUGGACAAACAAGAUUACUCCAGCCUUGUACCUCCACUGUUCAGCAGAGCCAGACAGGACAAUUACAGACACAGGCAUCCCAAGAGGGGACCCAGGCUCCAACGCAGGCGGAACAGUUGCAGUUAUGCUCAUCUGUGGACAGUGCUCACUCAGAUGUUGCUUCUGGGAUGAGUGAUGGUAAUGAAGGCCUUCCAACAAGUGGAAGACAUGAAGGGCGAUCAGCAAAGCGGCAUUGUCGUAAAUCUGUGAGGAGUCGUUCACGUCAUGAAAAAUCAUCUAGACCAAAGCUACGAAUUCUUAAUGUUUCAAAUAAAGGAGACAGAGUUGUGGAAUGCCAGUUGGAAACGCACAAUCGAAAAAUGGUUACUUUUAAAUUUGAUUUGGAUGGUGACAAUCCAGUAGAGAUAGCCUUUAUUAUGGUUCAGAACGAGUUUAUCCUGGAGACUGAGAGAGAAUCAUUUAUUGACCAAGUAAGGGAAAUUAUUGAGAAAGCUGAUGAAAUGCUGAGUGAAGAUCCAAGUGGGGAGCCAGAAGGUGAUCAAGGAUUGGAGACUGUAAAAGCCCAGGUAGCUGCUUGCUUUAAUCAAGCACAGAAAGCAGAAGGCAGGUACAAACAAGAAGAGCCACUGAUAUCAGCACCUGUUCAGUUAGGUACACAGGCAGGCUCUGCAACACAAGUGGUCCAUUCUGCUGGAAGACGGUUUAUUGUGAGUCCUGUCCCUGAGAGCCGACUACGAGAACCGACUUUCAACGUGGGUGUCACUUCAAUUAAAGAAAUUCAAACAGCUGGUUCCCAUAGUCCCAAUCUAAACCUAUCACACUCAGCUUCUUCAGUGAGCUUGCAACAAGCCUUUUCAGAUUUAAAGCAUAAACCGUUUCAAGAAGGUCCUAAUACCGCUCCUCCAAUCUUCAAUCAAACUAUGGCACCAUUUACUAUGGCACAUCCAGAAAUGACCAGUAUUGGACAAGGAAUUCAUAUACAAAUGGCGGUAUCGUCAUCAGCACCAGCUAGUCUCAUAACUGCUAGUUCUGCAUCCCAAGCCAUGGUACAGAAUAUUCAAUCUCAGCCAGCUGAGUUAAAUAGUGAAAGCAUUGCUGGUGUCAUUGGCCCGAGUUCCAUAUUGCUUCCUCCAACCUCUCAGUCAGCACAGCUGUCUGUUGGUGGCCCUGCUGCUGCUGUUAGUGUUCCAAGUUGUGCAUCUCCACCUUGGACCUCUCAGUCAGGUCAGCAACUAAUUAGUGGUCAUGUCACGAGUGUUUCAGUUGUAAGCUCAUUAGUGCCACCAUUAACAUCACAAGUUAGUCAAGCUCUGCUUGAAGAAACUACUAUCAGUGUAGGACCUUCAACGUCUGUUUCCCCAUCUUCCACUGAAGCUGUGAUUUUGCCAGCCCCUCAACAGCUUAAUGGGGGAUCUGUGGUCAGCCUGGCAGAAUCUUCAGUUUCAAUGAACUUGUUUCAGAGCCAGAAAGAGAAUUUGUAUAGUGCAACCCAAGCAGAAAUCCAUCCGAUGGAUGGUAAUAUAAUCACGCUGGCAGUUUCCACCUCACCACCAUUAUUGCCUGUUUGUGGCACUCAAUCUCCUGUGGUUCAAACAGUUACUUCGCAACAUGCCAUCCUACCUCAAACAGUGGGCAUUUCUGUGCCCCUGGCAACCCAGACCCCUAUACCUGGCACAGGAACUGCACAGCCUGUUUGCAGUAUUCCUUCUGUUCAACAAACACUGAUUCACAGUCGGCCUCAAACAGCUUUUCUUCCAAAUCAACCCCAUAUUCAUUGCUCUGAAGUCGACAUAGAUUUGAACACCAAAGGAACAGGCAUUGAUAAUAUCAAGACCUUAGAUGAAAAGCUUCGAUCCUUGUUCAGUGAACAUAGUGCUGCAGGCUGUGCUCACAUUUCAGCCUCUUCGGAGAUGGGAUUGGUUGCAGAAUCUACCACAGUUGAUAGUUUGCUCAUUUCAGGAAAAGCAUCUGCUGCUCCAGGGACUUCAACAGUUACCGUUGCAUCCUACCCAGUAACUGCCACAGGGUCUGUCAUACCUCCUUCUAGUCUACCUCUUGGCCCUACAGGACUUCCUUUAACUGUCCAACAACCUUUGACUCCUGCCAGUUAUACCGUAUCCUUGACGAGUGUCAUUACAACUGCAGGGCGGCCAGGCACUCCACCUUCCAAGCCACCACUUGGCAGAUUACCAGUGCAACAGCUAAGCACGGAAGCUCUUGAUCAGCAAUUAAAACAAGCUCUCACUCCACCCACUGAGCAGUUGCCAUCUUUUCCAGGACCUUCACUAACCCAGUCACAACAACCGUUAGACACUUUGGAUGCCCAAUUAAGACGUGCCCUGAGUCCAGAAACUGUGACAAAUGUACCAGUUCCUGUCACAUCAGUACAGGGUAUGACUCCUGUAAAUGGGUCAGUUGUGCCUCCUGGACAGAGCUAUACAACAACUGGCCUGCCUGGUGAAGGUCAUAUCCCACAGCUAGGAGACAUUAACACGGCUUCCUCAGAAGAUAAAUUGGGCUGUCCUGUGCUAGUGUCACAGUCUCAUGAGGAAGGUGUCAUAGAGUCAAACACAGUUGUAACUACCGCAACUGGAAGUGGAGUUGUUAAAAUGGGACGUUUUCAGGUUUCUGUUGCAACAGAUGAUGUCUUGUAUCAAGAAGCAAAUGAUAAGCAGCAAGAAAGUAAGCUGAAACAUAUGUCAGAUGAGUCUUCCUUUUCUGGAAGCAGUCCUGAAAGUACAGUGAUUAAACCUGAACAUGACAGUCAUGAAGAUGUGGUGGAUAGUGUCUCAGUAACUCAAAGCAAAAACAACAGAUCUUUGCCAUAUCAUGAACACCAAGAACAGGAGCCAGCUCAUAAGGCAAAUAUAGGACGAUUCCAGGUCACAACACGACGAGACACUGUUGGCCGCUUUUCAGUAGCAAGGACACAGGAUGAAGUGACUUAUGAAGCUGGCAUGGGAGUCACUCCUUAUGUUCCUUUGAGCACUGCCCCAUUGACGGUAAUUUCCUCUGCGGCAGUGGAUCUCUUUAGAGCUUCAGAUCAAAUUUUACCAUCAAAAGAAUCAACUGGUUCAGAUCAGUAUGUACAUGUGAAUGGACCAGUUCUGCAGGAGACUGGACAGCAACCUUGUUCAAAGGAACUGGAUCAAACACAGGUUGAUAGUGCAGGGAGUUCAGUUUCCCCUCAAUCGCCAGAAUCAAAGAGUGCCACCAUUGUACAGAACCUCACCAAUUCUUUUAAUUCCUCCUACAUGAGCAGUGAUAAUGAUUCAGAAAUUGAAGAUGAAGACAUGCGAAAAGAGCUCCACAGAUUGAGGGACAAACAUUUGAAGGAGAUCCAGGAGUUGCAGUCAAGACAGAAGCUGGAGAUAGAGGAACUCUAUAUCAAAUUGGGUAAAGCACCACCAGCUGUAAUAAUUCCACCUGCAGCACCCCUAUCUGGACGUCGUAGAAGGCCCACUAAAGGGAAAAGCAGCAAAUCUAGUCGAAGCAGUUCCCAAGGACAAAAGAGUCCUUUACCAUCUGGAUCCUUAACUGCUCAGAGUACUGCUUCAGUUUUAACAUCACAGCAGAUGCUUUUGCCACCCCCAAGUACUCAAGAAUUCACUGUUUCUGGACAAGGUCAAUUGCUGAAACCAUCACCAUCUAGUGAAAAUUUGUACUCUGCUUACACCAGUGAAGGGGUGAUUUCUGGACAAAGUGCUCCUGGAACUGCACAAGGAACAACCAGUACAAAUGCAGUAAGUGGAGUUGGGUCGAUGGCUCAGCCACAACAGCCAGCAAUAACGAGUAGAAAAGGCACCUUCACGGAUGAUUUGCAUAAGCUAGUGGACAAUUGGGCUCGAGAUGCUAUGAAUCUCUCUCAGAACAAGCGUGGCAUGAAGCAACAAGGUCAACAAGGCCAGCAUUACUCUGAAACGAUGCCAAGGAAGUAUUCGGCACCAGGUCAGCUUUGUGUCUCCAUGACAAACUCUGCUGCCUCAGUUGGCUCCUUGGGCCCUUUCAGCAAGACUCCUAUCUGCCAGUAUGGUUAUCCUGGAACGCCUUAUGGUGCCCAGUGGACUGGAGCACCACCUCAACAGCAACCAAGCAUUAUAUCACCAACACCAGGUCUCCAGUUUCAAGCAGUUGGCUCCACUUCACUACAGAGUUUUCCCUUGGGAACUUUGCAGAAAUCUGUCAGCAAUCCUUCUGGAUCCAAUCUUAGGACAACAUAGAUGUAUAAUUCUAAUUCUGGAUAGGUGUGAUCAAUAGACUGAGUGGAAUUCAAGGUUUAAUGGCCUCUGCUGAUGUUGCUGGGGAUAGGUCAUGGAGUUUCAAAACGUACAAAUGACUUGACACUGCUUUUAUAUACACAGCAUCAUUUGAGAGCUAUUUUACUAGUUCUGUUUCAAACAGCGUUCUGUGUGGACAUAUAUUUACCCAUCAGUUUUUGAUGUUCAAACACUGUGAUAUAUAAAUGUUGUUGGACAACAGUAGUUAAAAGUGGAUUUAGAGGGUUUAAAGUUUAAAAAAACAAAAAAAACUAAAGCUAGCUAUAAUCCAUACUUAUCAGAGACACUUUAAUUUCUUUGUUACUUUAUUGUAUUAGGUAAAUAAAUGUGAAUGUAAAAUUGUAUAAAUGUACUUGAAUACCUGUUUUCCCAGUAUGCUUGCUGGAUUCAUAGUGCCUUGUAUUGUGCUUCUGACUUGUCUGCAGGAAAGCACUUAGUGUCCCCAACAGAAAAAAAUAAAGAGGAAGAGAGCAAGUGAAAGGUGGAGUUGUGGUAAAGUAGAUAGUUCAUGCUUGUUCUUCAACAGAACUGAUGUCAUUCACGGUGACUGAAAUGCAUCCAUUCCGUAAAUCAGUUCCAGUCUUUUGUCUUUCCCUCUCCAGUAUUAUUCAAUUAAUCAAAACAUGGAGUCAUCAAAGGCCAUAAUAUUAAUGGUUAAAAUUUGCUCCUGCAAAUUCAGGGUCUGUAUUUUCCACAAUAUUCAGCAAAUGCUGUUACUUCCAGAAAUGCAUUGGAAUUGUUAAGUUUUUAAGUGUUUAGCCACUUGUGUGGUUAAGUUUGAUGUUGAAGUGACAAAGUCUAAAACGUUAGUUAAGAAUUGUUAUCACUAUAAAGAUUGCUGGUGCAGAUUGAAUGCAGCAUUCAUGCCCUUUAAGGCCAAACUAUUUUACUUUUCUUUGUCCAAUACUGAAUUUGUGAACAAAAUUUAGGUUCUGUAAUUCAUCUACCGUUAAUAUUUUUGAAUGUAAUUGACAGUUGCAGUGUGUCAACCAUCAUUUGCUUAUUUUUAACCAUCACUAAUGCUCUGAUUUACUUUGUAGUUGGAGGUGGUCACUAUUGACAUAAGUUGUGAAUCAACACAGGCAAUUCUUAAGCUGAAUAUAUGGGAAAAUGAAAAAUUAUGGAACAAACUUUACAAGAUACACAAAGGCCUCUUACAUUCUACACAGGCUUUACCUAGAAUGUCAGUCAGAUUCAUAAGUGAACUUAAACUCUCAACUUCACUAUCCAUAUUUUAUGUUGCAUAAUAACCAUAUUUAGAACAAAUACAUGAGUUGAAAUAAAUACAAAUCUUAAGAAUGUUUUGACAUAAGAUUUGCAUUUUUCUUUAGUUUCCACUUAAUGAAAAAGAAUGCUGAAUUUAUAAUAAUCUUUGUGGUAAAUUGUUUCCUGGAAGAAUAAUUACCUGUACUUAAAUUUGAGUCUGUGCCUUCUUACCUCCUCUUUCUACCCCCCACCCCCCAGAACAAUACUUCCCUUUCCUUGUUUCACAUUCCCCUCCAAACUACACAAGUUUUCUUUGUUUCACCAGGUAUUUGCAGAAAAGUAACUGGUAAAGAGCUGGCUGAGGGAAUGUUUUUGCAGUUUUUUUCUGAUGUAGAGAAUAAAAGGACAAAUGUAACUUAA
Molecule: messenger RNA, 11092 nt
Organism: Rhincodon typus (whale shark)
Lineage: Eukaryota; Metazoa; Chordata; Chondrichthyes; Orectolobiformes; Rhincodontidae
Gene: wnk1b
Product: WNK lysine deficient protein kinase 1b
Exons: 28
Coding region: 1046-9409 (2787 amino acids)
Biological process (GO): monoatomic ion homeostasis; intracellular signal transduction; negative regulation of sodium ion transport
Cellular component (GO): cytoplasm; cytosol
Molecular function (GO): ATP binding; chloride channel inhibitor activity; potassium channel inhibitor activity
Source: RefSeq, a predicted model, not a curated record